AUGUCGCCGGGCCUGCAGGUCGUGGGUCUGAUCCUGGGCGUGGUGUCCUGGUGUCUCCAGUCCAGCUGCACGUCGUCCCAGGUGUGGAAGACGCGGAGCCAGGUGGAGUCGGUGAGCAGCAGCCAGUGGCAGUUCGAGGGUCUGUGGAUGAGCUGCGCCGCCACGUCGCUCGGCUCCGUGCAGUGCAGCAAGUUCAAGACGGUGCUGGGCCUGCCGGCCCACCUGCAGGUGUGCCGGGCUCUGAUGAUCCUGUCUCUGCUGCUCGGCCUUGCCUCCAUCAUCGUCUCCGUUCUGGGACUCCGCUGCACCAAGAUUGGCCGGACCUCUGAGCGUGCCAAGGACCAGAUCGCCCUGACCGGAGGAGUCCUCUUCAUCCUCUCCGGUCUCUCCACUCUGACGGCCGUGUCCUGGUACGCCGGCAGAGUCAUCCACGAAUUCUACGACCGAUUGUACGGCGGAGUCAGGUUUGAGCUGGGUACUGGUCUGUAUCUGGGCUGGGCGGCCUCCUGUCUGGCCAUCCUGGGAGGAUCCAUGCUCUGCUGCUCCUGCAGGAAGACUGCCCCCCCCGCACGCCAGUUCUCCUACAAACUCUCCACGACCAGCCAGGGUCAGAAGAUCUGUGUCCAGUUCUCCUACAAACUCUCCACGACCAGCCAGGGUCAGAAGAUCUACCGAGCGGCGCCGGCCUCGGACAGCGACAUCGCCAAAGCUUACGUCUAGACCCGCCUGAUGUCACCACACGAUCUCAUUCCGGGGCCGAGAGCCCCCCAAACAUGGUCUUUCUAAAUGCAUCAUGUCACGUUGGUGUUUUACACCCCUGUGUUGUGUCCAAUCAGCACUUUUUCAAUGUUUUCAUCUCUUUUAUUGACAUUUUUGGCUCUUUCUUCAAUGUUUUUGGCUCUUUUUUUCAAUGUUUUUGGCUCUUUUGUCACGUUUACUGCUUCCUUUCACUGCUACUUUGUAUGUAUAAACACCACUAACACCAACUUAUUACUAGUUUUACACUUAUUUGGGGGAAUUCAUGGUCAAUAAACCUCAUUUAUAGGAAAUAAUACCUAAUUCUUGAGUUAAAAAAGCAGAAAUUAUGAAUGAUUUAGACUCAUAUUAAAGGAAAGAUGAUUACAGAAAGGUAAAUGUCAACGGUCAAGUCAAGUCAAAUGCUAAUUUAAAAAAAAAUGUAAAACCCAAAAGUGAAAGUAGAGACCCAAUCGUUUGUGGUACUUGUGAAGCGCGAUGUGUGGAAUCAUCCAAAUUAGUACUUAAAAAAGAAAGAAUUUUUUGGGCUUUUCCGUCUUUAUUUUGAUAGGACAGCUAGGGGAGAG
Perca flavescens (yellow perch) is the source of this 1322-nucleotide messenger RNA. RefSeq names its product claudin-1. Lineage: Eukaryota; Metazoa; Chordata; Actinopteri; Perciformes; Percidae. The record is from RefSeq and is a predicted model, not a curated record. Gene Ontology annotation, molecular function: structural molecule activity. Gene Ontology annotation, cellular component: bicellular tight junction; membrane. The coding region runs from base 1 to 720 and encodes 239 amino acids. The transcript is spliced from 6 exons.